ACAAGAUGUCGGAAGCUCUUGGCCAGUGUUCCCUAAAUAGUGUAGGGUCCAUGAACACGUUUGUAGGUGUGCUGAUACAAUCCUUAUUAGCAACUCAGUGUCAAAUAUCACCGGCCAGCUAUUGGCCACUAGAUUAUGCAGCAGAAGCUUUAGAAAUUGGUUUAGAUAAGUAUGAUUUCGUAGUGGUGGGAGCUGGUUCAGCGGGCUCUGUUAUAGCCAGUGAGUUAAGUGAAAAUCCUGAAUGGAACGUAUUGGUCUUGGAAGAAGGUGAUGAUCCGCCACAAGAAUCGGAGGUUCCCGGUUUAUUUUAUGCAGUACAACACACGGACUAUGUUCAUAACACUUUGAUCCAAUCUAAUGGACGUUCUUGUAAAGCCUUUAAGAAUGGGCAAUGUAGCUCAGCUCGUGGAAAACUUAUUGGUGGCACUGGCUCUAUAAAUGCCAUGCUUUAUGUGCAAGGAAAUCGUGAUGAUUAUGAUGAUUGGUUGGCUGAAGGCAACAAAGGCUGGGGUUACAAUGAUGUUUGGCCAUAUUUUAAGGAGCUAGUACGUCCAGUGGGAAAUGAGUCCAAUCCCCAAGGUUAUUUAACUAUAAAUGAAUUUCCGCAAUUCGAUGAUGAUAUUUUUGAAUUGAUUUAUAAGGCUGCUGAAGAAUUAGGGCAACCUCAUGUUAAGGAUUUCAUUGAGCCCACUUACACCGGUUAUGCCAAAGUCAAGGGCACUAUAAAGAAUGGCCAUAGAUCAAGUACUGGCAAAACAUUUUUGGGUAAGGUCUCGCAAAGACCUAAUCUACAGGUUAUUAAAAAUGCUAAAGUUAUAAAAUUGAAUUUUGAUGCAAAAAUUAAAAGAGUUUUAAGCAUAGAUUUCAUGGUUCAAGGUUUACAUCUUCUAACUGUGGCUGUUAGAAAGGAAGCUAUACUUUCGGCGGGCAGCAUAGCUAAUCCACAAAUACUAAUGUGGUCUGGUGUGGGUCCCCCAGAAGUUCUUAAACCUCUAAAGAUUCCUGUCAAACGCAAUUUGCCAAUUGGCCAUAAUUUACAAGAUCAUGUUAUGGCAGGGUAUUAUGUGGCCUUGGAUGGCGAAGCAGCCGAUCCAACAUCAAUGUUAGACACAAUUUAUCAGUAUUUGUUAUACAACAAAGGUCCCUUAAGUUCUCAUGGUGCCACCUCCCUACUUGGUUUCAUAAACACCGAUCCCACUAGCAACAGCCCAUACCCUGAUGUGGAAUUGUAUCAUGCAGCAUUUCGUAAAGGCGACUUUAACAGCAUGAACGUUUUCUUGCAGGCAUUUUCGAUGAAUGAGGCAAUGGUGUUAUAUUUUAUGAGUGAAAUACAAAAACAUGAUAUUUUAGGAAUAUUUACAAUGUGUUUGCAUCCCAAAUCAAGGGGACACAUAACAUUGUCCUCCUCCUCAUAUUUGGAAGAGCCCAUUAUAGAUACCAAUUACUUUGAUCAUCCACAUGAUUUACAAGUCCUAUUACGGGCCGCUAAAUAUUUGAUGCGUUUGGAAAAUACUACCGCUUUCCAAGAAAAAAAUGCCCACAUUUUACACAUACCCAUUAAAGAGUGUGAUGUUUACGAAUAUAAGUCCGAUGAGUAUUGGAAAUGUUACAUUUCGUAUUGCUCUAUGAGUGGUUAUCACUAUGCUGGCACUGUUAAAAUGGCGCCAAAAAACGAUUCAACUUCGUGUGUAAAUCAUCGUUUAAAAGUGAAAGGUUUUGAUAAUCUGCGUGUUGCUGAUGCUUCAAUAAUGCCUUUAAUAACCAGUGCUAAUACAAAUGGACCAACUGUAAUGAUUGCCAAAAAGGCUGCGGAUAUGAUUAAAGAGGAUUGGAGGAGAGGACAGAAAUGAUUUCA
Messenger RNA from Calliphora vicina (urban bluebottle blowfly), 1855 nucleotides. RefSeq names its product glucose dehydrogenase [FAD, quinone]-like. Gene Ontology annotation, molecular function: flavin adenine dinucleotide binding; oxidoreductase activity, acting on CH-OH group of donors. The transcript is spliced from 2 exons. Bases 6 to 1850 code for a protein of 614 amino acids. The record is from RefSeq and is a predicted model, not a curated record. Lineage: Eukaryota; Metazoa; Arthropoda; Insecta; Diptera; Calliphoridae.